AAAGCAGCGAGAACGCGCGCAGCAGAAAGCGCGCACACUGCGCCGUAAGAUGUCGAUAAGUGUCGCAGCGACGGCUCCGCGGGAGACAGCGGCUUCAUCCUCCAGAUCCGCGCGGGAUGCCGAGCAAGAAGAAGAAAUACAACGCCAGGUUUCCCCCGGCCAGGAUUAAGAAGAUCAUGCAGACGGAUGAAGAAAUCGGCAAAGUGGCCGCAGCAGUUCCUGUCAUCAUCUCUCGUGCUCUGGAGCUCUUCCUGGAGUCUCUGCUGACCAAAGCGUGUCACGUCACACAGUCACGCAACGCCAAGACCAUGACCACCUCACACCUGAAGCAGUGCAUCGAGCUGGAGCAGCAGUUUGACUUCCUGAAGGAUCUGGUGGCGGCGGUUCCUGACAUGCAGGGCGAGGGAGAGGAGAACCACACGGAGGGAGAGAAGAUCCCACGCAGAGGUCGUAAGCCCGGCUCAGGACGUAAGAACGGCAGAGCUGGAGCCAAAGGCAAAGACAAGAAACUCUCAGGCACUGAAUCGGAGCAAGAGGAUGAUUCAGAGGACAGUGAGACAGACGGAGAGGAGGAUGAGGAUUCGUCUCAAACCAGCACAAACACACAGCCUGCAGUGUUCUUCCACAGGGAGGCGGCGCUGCAGUGUGUUCCGGUGAGCUCCCAGCAGGUGGCGCUGCUGCCGGCCGUCCCACACAAGAACGAGGAGGAGGAUGAGGAGGACUACGACUCAUAGCUGCUCUCUUCUCUCCUCUCCUCUCCUCUCUGUGGACCGAGGCACAGACGAGCACCUCAGCACCCCUAGCUUCUCGUCUAGAUGUGUUUUAAGUUGUUUUAAUCUUAUUUUAUGGUCCAGGAGCAGCUGAGGUGUUUGUGGAGAAGCGAGAGUCCUUCAGUUCUUCAGUGGCUCAUGUUUCUGAUGUUUUAAGCUAGUUUUAUGAUUACAGCUCGUCUGUCGUCUGGCGGUGCUGUCGUGCAGGUUUGAA
Carassius carassius (crucian carp) is the source of this 984-nucleotide messenger RNA. Its product is annotated as dr1-associated corepressor-like. The coding region runs from base 117 to 734 and encodes 205 amino acids. Gene Ontology annotation, cellular component: nucleus; negative cofactor 2 complex. The transcript is spliced from 7 exons. Lineage: Eukaryota; Metazoa; Chordata; Actinopteri; Cypriniformes; Cyprinidae. Gene Ontology annotation, biological process: positive regulation of transcription by RNA polymerase II; negative regulation of transcription by RNA polymerase II; transcription by RNA polymerase II. Gene Ontology annotation, molecular function: transcription corepressor activity; core promoter sequence-specific DNA binding; RNA polymerase II general transcription initiation factor activity. The record is from RefSeq and is a predicted model, not a curated record.